UGUAAUUUAACAACUCUGUAGAUUGCUAGCUACUGUAAACAAGGAUUACAAAGCUCACAAACUUCAUUUGACCGCUGACAACCCUGUAAAACCUUAGCUAACAUUUAUAUCAACUCAAAGUUGGAAUUCUAUACUAUUUAAUUGUCUAUUUUCCUUAAUUUUUUUAUGGCAUGCGUUUGAAGUGUAUGUAGUUGAAUGCACUGUAUAUGUGACAGCCUGAUUGUCAUUGGGGCAAACGUGUCUUUCUAUGAAUUUAACUAAACUGAAUUUAACUGCAUAUGAGUUAAUAAUCAACCUAACCCUAACCCGGCACCCCCCAAACCAUACCACUGAUAUCAUCCUAUGCCCUGUCCUCCUCCUAGGAGACCUAUCAAGCAAACGUAAGUUCCUUUAUAUGUAUCUAAUACAGUUAUGCUGUCACUUGUCACUGCACUCAUCAGUCAUGAUAAUAGUUUUUUUUCUUGCCUCCUAAAAUGGAAAAUCCAAUGUUCCGGUUCACGCCCUCACAGGAGUUGGUCCUCAAGGCCUCACCCCAGGCAGUGAAAGUGGCCGCUGACGGCCCCCCUGCUUUGGGUGCUCAGGGCCCUCCUGUGAGGGCUAAGAAGUGGGAGGAAGUGGAGGCAGAGGCUGGAGCCCGCGUCGUCUCCGAGGGAGAUGACCCCGGUGCAGAGAUGGUCGUCCUGAGCCGGUGCACGGUUCAGUUCGGCAAGUACCGGGGUCAGACCUUCAAGUACCGGGGUCAGACCUUCAAGUGGAUGAUGGAGAACGACGUGGGCUACAUGGUGCACGUGAUAACAGUGCAUCAGAAGGAGAGGGCGCGAGAGCGCAGUGUUUCCCAGCAUCCCCUGAUGGCCAACAAGGACGCCUUGACUCGCUACUCGUGCGCCUAUCCGGCCUUCGAUGAGAUGGUCAGGUUCAACCGGGCACACGAGGAAGCUAAAGUCCUGUCCUCCCAGCCAGGCCAGGAGGGCAAGGCCCUUGUUGGCAUCGGGAAGUACAAGUGGGACACACUGCAGGACCUGUAUGAGGCUACGGGUGCGGACAGGAUAAAAUAUGUCAGGAGCAUGAGGAUGCAGACACCCCGUUAUCCUGGGAGUGCGAUGGCCGCCUUGAUUAACUACAUUCAACGCAGAGACCAGGACGGGGUAGCUGCUGUGGCCAGGCCCGCCGCAGCCAGCACCACCCGGCCCAAGAGUGCGGCUACGUAAGUGUUACAUAUCAUCUUAAAGGAAAAUAUAAUUCUACUUGUUCCACACAGUUGGAAACGCUGACAUAUUUGCUAUGUUUUGUUUUCAAUGGCCUCUUGGUCCUGCGAUCUCCGCGUUCCUUUCAAGGCGCUCUC
Molecule: messenger RNA, 1342 nt
Organism: Salmo salar (Atlantic salmon)
Lineage: Eukaryota; Metazoa; Chordata; Actinopteri; Salmoniformes; Salmonidae
Source: RefSeq, a predicted model, not a curated record